Molecule: messenger RNA, 1444 nt
Organism: Dendrobium catenatum
Lineage: Eukaryota; Viridiplantae; Streptophyta; Magnoliopsida; Asparagales; Orchidaceae
Exons: 1
Coding region: 185-1279 (364 amino acids)
Source: RefSeq, a predicted model, not a curated record
CUUCAUUUCUGCUUCUUAUGAUUAAUGACUGAUGCAUCUUUUUCUUCCGCAUCUCUAGGGUUUCGCCAUGUACACAUUUUAGUCUCCAUUAUCACUCAAACAAGCAUGAUUCCAUGGUUUAUUGGGUUUCUUGGGUUCUUCUUUCCAUUUCCAUGCUUGUAAGGGUAACUAAAGACUCCCGAGCAUGGACAACUCAGCGAUCGCCAGCCACCUGCUUCCCCGAUCUUCCUCAAUAACGCUCGACCUCGAUCCCUUGAUCAACGUCUGCCAUCACCGCCCCAACGACCUUAAGGCUCCACCGGUUGAUCCCAAUCCCCACAUCCUACAAAUCCCCGGCGCCUUUCCCAGCGAUGAAGACGAUGAUUCCUUCGCUUUGGGCGACAGGACCAAGCUGGAAUCCCAAUGGCAUCGCAUGAAGUGGACCGAUGAGAUGGUUCGUCUCCUAGUUGCCGUUGUCGCUUUCGUCAACGACGAAGGCACACCGGACCCGGUCGAGGCCGCCGCACGGCGGCGAUCCGUCCUUCAGAAGAAAGGCAAGUGGAAAACUGUUUCAAAGUUAAUGAUGGAGAAGGGCUGCUACGUGUCACCUCAGCAAUGUGAGGACAAGUUCAAUGAUCUCAAUAAAAGGUACAAGAGAUUGAAUGAGAUCCUUGGCCGAGGAACUACUUGCACGGUUGUGGAAAACCCGGCUUUGUUGGAAUCGAUGACGCAUGUUUCUUUUAAGAUGAAGGAGGAUGUGAGGAAGAUAUUGAAUUCGAAGCAUCUGUUUUACAGGGAGAUGUGCGCUUAUCACAACGGGCAGAGGAUACCGGAUUCACAAAUUUUUGGAUUGAGGAAUGAAAUUCUUACCAGUUCUGGCAUUUUGCAUGAAGUUAAUGAGGAUAGUGAGGAUGUAGAUGAUGAUGAAGGGAAGAGUGAUGACUAUGGGCAGUUGGGUGUUGACGAUUUCCUUGCUGAGAUUGAUUUAGUAUUUCAGGACAACAACAGGACAGCAUCGGAGAAGUUGGAUUGGUUCCAAAGACGGGCAUUGCAAAUUAAACAGGAGAGAUUGGCGAUUCUGGCCGAGGCUUUGGAGUUGGAGAAGAGGAACUUCAAGUGGCAGAGGUUUCGGAGCAAGAAGGAUCGGGAAAUGGAGAAGAUGAAACUGGAGAAUGAAAGGUCGAUGAAGGAGAAUGAAAGAAAGAUUCUGGAGUUGAGGCAAAAGGAACUGGAGUUUACUCCUUCGAGGUUGAAGGAGGUAAGGGAUGCUGCAGCUAAUAGAAUGGAUGUGGAACAUUGAUGCGAUCAUUUUGGAAAGAACCAUAAAGUUUUAUAAUUUUUUUCAAUGGUUAGUUGCAGCUUUAUUAGGUUACACGAGCAUAAAUAAUUGGAUUUGAGUGAUGAAUUGAGCUCUCCUUCAUUGUCGUAGAAGUUUAAUCUGUAUAUCUUAGAAUGUAAGUUAGGC